GCGAUUGUAAAAUCCUCAAGAGACGAGCGAGCGAGCGUAUACGUAAGUGUCGAGCCCCGCAAGUGUAUAUGGUGUCGUUGAAUUAUACGAUGACAACAUUUUGACUAGGAAGCUGCUCGUCUCGCGUAUUCGCACGCAUCGCUGUCAGUUUUUGAGUUUUUUUUUUGUCGAAUUCAUCAGAUGCAAGCUCCGGUUGAUCGGGUCGGUUCUUCAGCUCUUCGAAAUGAGCUUUGUUGACACGGUGGUGGUGCUGCUGCCGAUGGAGGAGUGUCUCGUACACAUCAAGAUUUUGUACUCGAGUGUUUUUGCUUGAAUAGUUUGUGCGUUCUCUCGUUUUCAAGAUAUAAUUUUCAAAAUGGAGAACUGUUCGUCACAAGAGCUUGACUUUGUGUACGAGGACACGGAUAGUCAUGCCAAUGAGAUUGCUGAAUUAUAUAGUUACACUGAACAUUGUGAAUUACAGCAAAAUGUCAAGGUUUUUGAGGAUCAAAUGCAGAUGUAUGAUUUGCGCCCAGUCUGGCAAAACUUGACCAGAGAACAGCAAAAAUCAAUAAUAUAUAAAUUGUUGGAUCAACUUGAAGUUUCAAACAAAAAUUUGAGAAUGAAGGCUGCAAGAUGUAUUUUGUACCUGGCUCAGGGCUGCUGGGCAGAAGUGCAAUCUGAUAAAGAGCAACAAGACCAGGAAAAAACCAAUGUUAUGUUACUUUAUGAGUGUGGAACAUUUCCAGCUUUUAUUGAAUUGUUAAAUAUUGAAAUAGAAGCUAGUAAUACAGACAAUACAGCUAUGAAAAAAUUAGCAGUAAGUCUUGCAGACUCAGUUGAUCUUCGUGUUAUUCUAUCUGUUUUAUACAUUAUUACUGAAGUGAUGAGAGAAGAGAUGAAAAUCUUAGACUCAAGUCCUUAUAGAAAAAAUGUUGAAGCAUUCAAAGAAGAAUUGAUGAAUGCACACGAAGAAGAUUUACUUAUAAUCAAAUUAUUGGGAAUGGUAACAAGUUUUUGCAGCGGGUCUGCACCACACUUUCCAAUGAGAAAAGUUCUUCUUCUACUAUGGAAAUUAAUUUUGGUUUCCUUGGGUGGAAUGGAAGAGUUGAGAGAACUUAAAAAUCAAUAUCGCAAACAAGCUGGUCUUGAUAACAUUAAGGAAGACACAAUAGAAGUAGCAAAAGCUAUGAGGCCAAGUUCUCCUCCAACAAAUGCAGCUGAUCUGUUGGACAAUCAGAAUAUGAAGAAAAAUAAUCGACCUUUUAGGAGGAGCUUAAUGAAGCAAAGUUCUUUGGAUGAACCAAAUUUGGAGAAUGACGUUCCAAGAUUGCUCAUUACCAAUGAAGGGGGUGUGGAAUCGGGAGAAGGAGACGUCGACGAAGGUGUUUUUGUUAAUCAACCAAUGGGAACUUAUCAAAAUUAUUAUGAUAAUCCAAACAACCAGCCCGAAAUUCGUCCAGAUACACCGCCACCUGCCAAGCCUAAAGGAUUGCCAUGGGUCCCAAAAGUAAGACAGAAAGACGUCGAUUUAUUUUUAGACGUGUCGAGAAAAAAGUUCGUUGGAUACAAGUUGCAAGGUGAUCGCGAGAGCUUAGCAGGAUUGCCACUGCCCAUUCACGAAGGAUUGAGCACUCUCAAAAAACAUAUGUAUACAUCACUUGCCGAAGUUCAAAUUCUAAAGGAGGAGGAAAUAGCCAAGAAUCCAUUAAGCACAAAGGAGCCUUUUAUCAGGGACACACCCACUGAAAUACUGUAUCAAGCAAUGCUACCCAAUUUGCCUCAGCACAUGAUUGCCCUGCUGAAAAUUCUUCUUGCCGCCGCGCCUACGAGCAAGACCAAAACCGACGGUAUCAACAUAAUGGCCGACAUACUGCCCGAAGAAAUGCCAGUCAUGGUACUGCAAUCGAUGAAACUUGGGAUUGACGUUAAUCGUCAUAAGGAGAUAAUCGUCAAAGCGGUUUCGGCUAUACUGCUUCUCUUGCUGAAGCACUUCAAGCUGAACCACGUUUAUCAAUUUGAAUUCAUGUCGCAGCAUCUAGUCUUUGCCAACUGUAUACCUCUUGUACUGAAGUUUUUGAAUCAAAAUAUCUUGAGUUACAUCGAGACCAAGAACGUUAUUCCUAUAUUGGAUUUUCCUACGUGCGUUAUCGGUGAUCAGCCCGAAUUGACUGCAGAUAAUUUGGAACUUGGUGACAAUAUGAAUUAUUCCUGGAGAAACGUUUUUACCUGUAUAAAUCUUCUGAGAAUACUCAAUAAAUUGACCAAAUGGAAACACAGCAGAAUCAUGAUGCUAGUUGUUUUCAAAUCUGCUCCAAUAUUGAAGCGCACCCUUAAAGUCAUGCACGGUAUGCUGCAGCUGUACGUACUGAAACUUCUGAAAAUGCAAACCAAAUAUCUAGGUAGACAGUGGCGCAAAACUAACAUGAAAACGAUUAGCGUCAUCUACGCCAAGGUCAGACAUCGUCUGAACGACGACUGGGCAUUUGGAAAUGAUCUAGAGGCUAGGCCAUGGGACUUUCAAAACGAAGAGUGCACGCUGCGCAACUGCGUUGAUCGCUUCAAUAAUCGACGCUACUCAAACGCAGUGCGCGACGAGGAGCUCGAACCCGUCGACACGUCGAUCACCUCGGUGCUCGGUACCAACGUCGAGCUCACCGAGGAAUUCAAGCAGCACUACGAGCUCUGGCUUCAGCAGGAGGUUUACAAGACCAGUAUCGAUUGGGACGAGCUCCUGGGUCCGAGUCUUGAUAUAUAGGUUUGGGCCGCUGCUCGUGGACCGUGAACUUUGAUAUUAAUAUAUAAUUAAUGCCUCUUUGUUGGGUCAAUGAAAACGCGUUGGUUCGAUCGUUUCCUGAAUUAUGUGUAAUAUAUUUUAACGAGAAUCAAGUCCUAUUGACUUUGGGGAAUAUUAUAUACGUUUCGUCAACUAGCAUUGCGUAUUUUAAGCUCUGCAAUACAAGUAUUAUUCACUUUUUAUUACCGAGAAGCAAAGAUUUUUCAUUGAAAAAUUCAUAAUAUUACACGAUAAGAUAUUUAAAAAUUGUCGAGUUGUACAUAUUACUGACUUGCGUUUCUUACUUUUUCGUUCGAGUCGUUGCGUGUGUCAUUUAAUUUUAGCAAUCUAACUCAUUAUAGAAAAUGUUUGUGAUAGUUCAAAUGGAAUCAAAUUAAUUAACCAGGAAGUAAUCUUUAAUUAAUUUCGAAAAAUUUAUUUACCUUUAAUUGUACAAAAUGAAAUUUAAUCAUUUCACUUUUUCUACUGGAAAGACUGAAUUCAUAAUUUUUGCAAGCUCUUGUUUAUAUACUGUAUAUCAUGUCAAAAGAUUUUUAGAAUUUGUUUUUUGUAAGCGAUUCAACAUGAAUUAUUCUCAUUCAAUUAUUCGAUAUAAUGAUAACGAAAUAACUGUAGAUAUGAUUUUCUUACUCAAUUAUGUUUUUCUUUUUCGAUUUAAGUAAAGUAUGAACGAUUACUCUACGUAAUAAAUGUAAACGAGGUUACUGUUUAAUUUAAACAAUUAGUCAUGCUAAUAUAUUAGAUCCAUACAUGUAACAGAAGUAUCAUGACCCAGAAUUGUUAUUAUUAUUUACACUCUUUUUUUAUAUACAGAAUGCCAUCUCAACUUACAUAUGUACAUAGUCCGGCUAUUUCUGUAGGCUUAUGUUAGCUCAUCAUGAUUUAUCAUUAAACAAAAGUUCGUAUACUAAUAAACAUUAGUUAUAAUAAAAUUCACCGAAGUACUUGUAA
Trichogramma pretiosum is the source of this 3727-nucleotide messenger RNA. RefSeq names its product striatin-interacting protein 1 (gene Strip). The record is from RefSeq and is a predicted model, not a curated record. Gene Ontology annotation, cellular component: cytosol. The transcript is spliced from 10 exons. Bases 356 to 2737 code for a protein of 793 amino acids. NCBI's taxonomy places the organism in Eukaryota, Metazoa, Arthropoda, Insecta, Hymenoptera, Trichogrammatidae. Gene Ontology annotation, biological process: cytoskeleton organization.